ACUAGUAGACUGGCCAGGGCGGAAAAAGUACACCCGCAAGGCCGCAACCGUGAAGUUUUUCUUCCUCGUCUUCUGGGUUUCUACCUAAUCCUUGUUCUUCGUCCUCUCUCUCUCUCUCUCUCUGCAACAUCGGAGUUGGUUCCUCCAAUACAAAGCCCUAGCAAUCCUUCUGGAAGCAGGAGAAUCAGUUAAUUUUGCGUCGGCGGUUAAGUUCGGCUGAAGGUCAGUCCGUCACCUCUCCUUGCACAUACGUGGAUAUAUUGCUGCGAAAUGUACAGAUCCAUUAAAGUAUCUUUCCUUGGUGUAUGCAGCAAUUUGCUUGUAACAGCAUCCAAGUAUUGAAAGGGCUUCCAUGGCAGGCAAUGACCUACCAUCUUUGGCCCGUGUGAAGCUCAGUGAUCUGAUACCUUCUGAAGGCCUUCCGUCUGAUUUGUACAAAUUAUCUGUUUCCACUUUGUCACAAUCACUGGCUCAAUAUUCUGCUGCUAUCAUUCAACUAUGUCCAACAGAUGCGGCUCUUUUGAGGGCUUCUCUUGAAUCUGCUCGUCUGUACUUCCAUCAAAGACCAUCAUACCCUUCUGCGGAUACGAUUCAAACAAAUGACUCCCGUGAGUGGUGCAAGACCUCUGGUUAUUAUGUGGAUCCCCAACUGUGGCAAGAAACUUAUGAUUGCAGACCAGGCCUCACUCCCACAGAGCCUGAAAAUGAAAUGGAAUUUCCGCCUUCUGGUUUGUCUGACAUAUUUGCACUGCUAGGGAAAGCUGCUAGAGACAUACUGGACGCGAUAAGCUUCUAUUUGAAUCUGCGUAGCUCUCCAUUUACUGAAAUACUCGAUAAUGUUCCCUUGAGAAAUAGGGAAAUUUCUUCUUCAGUACUGUCGAUUUGCUGUCACGCAAGGCCUUCGUUUCAGGGAGCUCAGCACCAUAAUUUAACAACCCAAGAGGAUGGCCAGUUAGUCAUGUUUUCUGAGCAUGAGCACGAGCAUCAAGUUGAUAAAAGCCUUAUAUCUCUUCUCAAGUCAGAUAAGGCAGGCUUAUAUAUAAGAGACUUUCAUGGUCGGUGGGUACUUGUAGAUGGUGAUCUUGGUCCCCAAGAAGCCAUUGUUUGUCCUGGACUUGCUCUGUAUCAGGCAACUGCAGGCUAUAUAAGUCCUGCAUUGAUGAGGACAGAGAUUGGUAAUCUACAAGGUAACAUGUUUGGGCGGUGUUCUCUGGCCUUCAAACUUAUGCCUAAAGCGAUGACAAGUCUUAAUUGUUCAGAAAUGAGAGCUGCUGGUCACGGAGUUGAACCUCAAUUUCAGCUUCCGGUGCCGGUAGAUGACUUCAUGCAGAGGUCACACCCAACUGAUCAACUCUUUAACCGGCACAAUUUCCCAAGUUUCAAUUUUCCAGCAGCCCAAGAAGGAUCUAUGAAGCCAUUGUUGAGGAGGAGGAAAAAUAAUGCAAGAUGCAAACCUCUGCCACCUUCAAAGAGAUUGCGGCUUGAGGCACAAAGAGUUCUAAAGGAGAGGGUUCAGGACAUUGCUGACAAGAAGGGCAUAAAACUGAGGUUCUGCGCUCUGAAGGAGUGUGAGAAUCACAUUCGCUCACUUGAUAGCCCAUGUGCCAACUUAAGGGUGGAAAUUGGGUGGCCACCAGGAGUACCAUUUGUUCAUCCGCAUGAUUUGCCUAACAAGGCAAAGAUUGGAUUUCUGGAAACUUAUGAACCUGGUUGGACAGCUACUCAUGAUAUGGAACUAAGUCUAAUCGACCCUGGGCAGCCAAGUCAACAUUCGGGCGAACUGUAACUGAAAGUAUUGUUCCUUAUUUUCUUUUUAUUUUUCCUUUCAAUGGACAUUCGUAACUUUACGAAAUGUGGUAGUUACAUGCUAAAUAUCAAACAUCCAACCAUGUGCAUGUGCCAGUCAAAUAAGUUGCUCUUGUACGCUGUGUGAUUUUGUAUUUGCAUCAUUUGUUCUGAACAAGAAGUUUCUUCCCGUAAAUGAUAUGUAUAAAAUGGAAGUUUGCAGUAA
Messenger RNA from Rhododendron vialii, 2011 nucleotides. RefSeq lists its product as uncharacterized. The coding region runs from base 353 to 1786 and encodes 477 amino acids. The transcript is spliced from 3 exons. Lineage: Eukaryota; Viridiplantae; Streptophyta; Magnoliopsida; Ericales; Ericaceae. The record is from RefSeq and is a predicted model, not a curated record.